Molecule: messenger RNA, 2916 nt
Organism: Talaromyces stipitatus ATCC 10500
Lineage: Eukaryota; Fungi; Ascomycota; Eurotiomycetes; Eurotiales; Trichocomaceae
Product: NACHT domain protein
Exons: 2
Coding region: 1-2916 (971 amino acids)
Source: RefSeq, a predicted model, not a curated record
AUGGCAGUAGCAUUAACAAGAAUUGGAAAGUUAACACCAGAGAUCCAACUCGCUCAAGCAAUAUCGGAGUUUGAAGCUAUCUUGACGCUUGACGACAAAUCAGUGUUGCGGAAUCUGAAAAACAGACACCCUCCAGAUGCAAUUGACAUUGUGAGGCUGACAGCUGAGAUUGAUCGGUCAUCUCAAUUCAGCAGAAAAUGUGUUGGCACCCGCUUUAGCAAUGUGCUUCGAGCGAUUCAAGCAUUUACUUCCGUUGGAGAUAUGGUUGUAGGGGGAUCCCAAAAUAUGAUGGCGAGUGGGCUGUGGGCAUCGGUUCGAUUUACUCUACAGCUAGCAACAAAUCAUGUCUCAUUUCUAGAGAAGUUUUCGACCCUAUUUAUGGAGAUUGGUCGGUCUGCCCCGCGCUAUCAAGAGCUUGCUCUGGUAUACCACCGGUCUUCUGAUCUACAGAAAACAAUUUGUGAAUAUUUCAUCACUCUGGUACAACUAUGCACCAAAGCCGUGCAAUUCACUCGACGGAACGGUCUGAAUCGACUUUUAGUCACCACCUUAAGGUCAUUCGACUCGGAAUUUGGAGAUUCUAUACAGAAGCUUGGGGCUCUUGGGAAUGCAAUCAAGGAAGAGGUUAUAUUUCUCUCAGCCAAGACCCAACAGGAAGAGGCCCGCGAGAACUCCAUGUUUCGCUCGCUAUUAUUAGAUAGAUUCGAUAAAAGUUCCGAGAUGAGACGCAAGUUGGCAGCGAAGUUGUCACUGCUGGAUGCAUGCUCAGCAUAUGACUAUGCAUCGACGUGGCGGCGGAUCAGGAAGAAAGGAAAAACGGCCUCAUUGUCCGAUUGCAACGAGUAUAUCACUUGGAGAGACAAUCCAGGCGUCACCAACCCACUGAUUUGCUUCGGUAAACUAGGAUCAGGGAAAUCUGUUUUCACAGCGAGUCUGAUCGAAGAUUUGCUUUUAAGUGUCCCCAAGGGAGCAACGGCCUACUUUGUAUGUAGGCACGAUGUGACUGAGUCAUUGCAAUCAAGGACGAUUCUGGGGUCGCUCAUACGACAAUGGUUAGAGUUCAUGGAUUUGAAAGAUAUAUUGGAUGCUAUGGAUCAACGUGCCCAAUUACUGCCACAUACAUUAAAUCUCGAUGAGCUAGUUUCGAUGUGUCGCAAACUCUUAUCUGCAAAGCUACAAGGAAAAUCAAUGUUUCUGGUUAUUGAUGGUCUUGAUGACUGUGCGGAACGCGAAAAAAGGAUUGUGAUGCAGCACCUUCAUGAUUUUGCUGAAAACAGCACACUUCGAUUAUUCCUCACAACUAGAUCGGAAUUAGAGUUGACUUCGUCACUAGUCGAUAAACAUUUUCCGCGUCGAUCUAAAAUGCAAAUCUCGUUGCAAGAAAACGACAUCUCCGAUUAUGUCAAUGAUGAGCUCCAACGACGCUUGGAAUCUGGUUCCCUCGCCCUCAAUGACCCUAGGACAAUCGUUGAUAUUCAGGAUAUAUUGAUAGCUAACGCUCAUGGAAUGUUCCUUUGGGUGGUGCUUCAGAUAGACAGCAUAUGCAAUGAGGAAUCAGACGAUGCUAUCUUGACGGCAUUGAGAGACUUACCACGAGAUCUGCCUGCAGUGUACGAUCGGAUCUUGCAUAGAAGUUCACUAUCAACCUAUAGCAAAAAGCUACUACAAAUUAUUUCUGCAGUAUACCGACCCUUGACGUUAUGGGAGCUUCGUGAGGCCCUCAGUGUAAGACCUGGGGAUGAUACUAUGGAUGAGAAAAAGUUCAUCACCGACAUACAAAAGACAAUUUCAUCCUGUGGUAGUCUGCUAGAGCUGGACGACGAGACUCUGACGGUCCACUUUGUUCAUCCAUCAGCCAAACAACACCUUUUAUAUCCUGAUACGGCACACACUUCUAAUUUAUCAAUACGAUUCAGCAACGUGGAGGCGAGUUGUUUAAUGGGUGGUAUAUGCGUUACAUAUCUGAACUGGGGCGUCUUUGAGAGUCAACUUACGUCUCGUCAUACACCAUGGCAGAUAAGCGGGUCCGACGCAGUGUCUGCCUCAGUUAAAUUUCCUUUGCGAUCUGCCAGUGUUUCGAGGAAAGUUGCUCAAAUGUACCUGAAAAGAACUCUGAGAUUAUCUUCAUCCACUAGUGCUUCUUCAUUCGAUUUCAAAGGAGCACUCAUGGAGGCAUAUUCUGGUAAAGACAAGAAGCAGCCUGUCGAAGAAUUCUUCUUUCUGUCCUAUGCCGUCAAGUACUGGCUUGAGCACUCUGGGAAACUGAAUAACUCGAUGGGAAGAGUUUGGACUCUGUGGCAGAAGCUGGUUAAUAACCCUCCAUCAAUCAUAACCAGUUUCCCUUGGGACGAGUCCGAUGAUCAUGUUUAUCUCCAUGCCCAGAUGCGGCGAGCACAAUGGGCGUUUGACAACCGCCAUCAGGCUCUUGUUUUGUUCUUAAUGAAGAACGACAAAGAAUCUUACUUAAGAUUGGUCGAGCUGAUUGAAGAGACGGCUUUGGCACAACAGUUAAAGGGAGAUUGGGAAAUAGCUACAGAUAUCCGCCACAAUAUCGUCGAGUCUCUAGCAUCCGCAUUUGCCGCCGCUCCUUUAGACGUGUUAAGAGCCACAUGGAAUUUGGCUCUAUCAUAUCAGGCCACGGAAGGAAAUGAAGAAAUGUUAGAGUCAUUGCUUACGGAUUUCUUGCUUAAGCUAAAAAUGGACUACAGUCCAUUCAUUGACAGCAUACUGGACACUUCGGCAGCUUUUCAAAGGGCACGAAAUCAUACUCGUCAUAAAGCAAUCGCGGAGCAAACAUUGAAUUUGGCAUAUUCAAUGAGUUCAAGACUGCUCGGGAAUCGUGAUGUUAACACACUACGAUUGCGGCACGAUAUUGAACAUUUUGAAGAGAGGCAUGCAAAGAGUCUCGCAUUGUAA